Molecule: messenger RNA, 505 nt
Organism: Spodoptera exigua (beet armyworm)
Lineage: Eukaryota; Metazoa; Arthropoda; Insecta; Lepidoptera; Noctuidae
Source: the annotation of a GenBank genome assembly
GAGGUUGACCGUUGAUGGCAAAAUAUUGAAGGAGAGGAGAGGGACAUUGUUUUAAAAAUUCAAAGAAUGUUGCACGAACAUAAUAACCUUAUUAAUACCUUCAAAACAGCCUUAGAAAAAAUGCCACAGGAAAAUCACAAAUUAGUAAUACUCGGAGAUCGUACGCCAAAUGGGGAACAUGAAAGACGUUAUAAUGCACCCUUAAUAAACGAAGUCGCUGCCAUGGUGUGUGGUGAACAGUUCGCAUCGCGCGAUAUUGUUUUUCAAACCCAUGAUAACACAUUGAUCAGGGUGUCCGACACACACAAGUUUUAUGACGCACUACAAUACUCGCUUAUGUUUAGUAGCAAUGAGCAAGAGGGGUACCGUUUUCAAAUUCCACAAGAAGUGUGGAAUUUGAAAAUGGUACUCCUGGGCUGGCCCCUGUAAGAGUCUCUUAGACAUAUGGUACCAGGAUUGACAAAAACUAAUUUGACGCGGGCGAAGCCGCGGGUGGAAGCUAGUA